AAUUUGCAUGAAAUUGCUUGUGCUGCUUAUUUCAGUUUAAAUUGAUUCUGAAAUUGCUGCUAGUGCGUAAGAUAAAAUUAUCAUCUGCGAUUGUGAAACGGACAAGGAUUGAAAAAACUGGAACAUUAAAAAGGCAGAUGACAACCCUGCCGAUGCAGUCGGCACUCAAGCAACCAGAAAAGGAACAACAAAAUAUUUUGAAGAGCGGCGCACUCAAAAAGAGCUCAAUUGCCGGCUAUAACUGUAAAUUGAGAAGCGCGAAACUAUCAACUGCCAUCCCUGCGAUGAGUAAACCCCAUGCGCUGCGCGGUGUGCUCGCCACUUUGAUCAGCGAGUCGCAAUCGCCCCUAACUCCGGAGAUCAUCAUUAGGGAGUUCCGGGCCACUAGUGAUAGGCGGCUGCCAGCCUGCGAGCUGAUCAAUGUGCUGAAGUCCAUCAGCGAGAAGCGUCCCAACUUCGCAGAGGUGACAGAGGAAAUCUCGCACAUCCUCCAGAACAAGGAUCCCAUGUACGCACUGCUGGUGUUCGUCGAGCGAUACCGCGAAUCGGAACCAUCCUCCCCAAGCAGUAGUUCGACUAGCCUUACAAACAUGGGCUCGCCGCACGGAAGCAAGACUUCUUCGGAUGUCAACUCCGCAACCGGUUCAGUCUGCGCCACAUCGGUAACCGCAGGCACCUCGACAAUCUUAGGCACAUCGGAAAACGUAUCUGGUUCCGCCAGGGUUAGCUUGACCCAGGCCCAGGACUUUCCCACCUCGACACCGGUAAACAGCAAAAAGUCGAGUGACUCCGACACUUCCGUUGGUUUUGUCAGGCGCGGCCCAAUGGAACGUAACCGUGGAGCGGGAAAGGAUGAGCGCAACGACUUAAGUGUGAUCAAGGAGCGUGUGCUUAGUGCCGUAUCCGACCAAUCCCUGAACGGCUACCGCAUGGUGACCAACAAAUCGGGCAACAGCCCAAAGUCAUCACCGAAUGAACUUGUUAAGCUAACUGACGUGCCCGAUGAGUACCGCACGAAUUUACUGUGGGAAUACUACAAUGUGGACGGGGACAAGGUGCCGAGAAGAGCGAUCGCGGCAAUGCCGCUUCCCAGCCAGGAGAGUAUGCUGCUCGACGAGCUGCUGCACUGCCUCACGGGCGUGCGAGAAAGCCUCCUGGUGCCCCAGAAGCCCAGUAUUUCGGCCGUUGGCCUGGCCAAGUACGACGUGGACUUUGACAUACACACGCAGCUCGAUUGCUCGCUGACACACAUGGUGCGGGAGAUCUUGCCAUUGGCCUCCUACUUCAUGGGCGUGCAGAAGAUAGUCUCGGCCACCGACGGCCUGGGGCAGGUGAUGAACUCACUGAAUGAGGCACUGCUGGAACUUAUACACGACUUCUAUCUGAUAAUCGUACAAGCCGAAGAGGAGCUGCGCCUCAAUAGAUUAACAUUGCAGAAACUACUGUACUACCUGCAGCCGACGAUAUGGGUGAUGCAUGAGGUCUGGUCCUCGUUGGUUAUCAUUCAGCUAUCCGAUUCACGGGAUGCCGAAGUGUUGACGUUCCUUCACGAGCGGAUCAAGCGGCUGGAAGGCAACAAAGAUGCACAGCAGCUGAUUAUCGGACUGGUGCGCAAGGCGGCCAAGCCGUACAUGCGAAUGCUACAGAUGUGGAUCCAGAAGGGCGUGAUCGUGGACCGCCACCAGGAAUUCCUCGUAGUGGACAACGAAGUGAUUCAUCGCGACGAGCUGCCCGAGCACUAUUCCGACGACUAUUGGGAGAGACGGUAUACCUUGCGCGACGAACGAAUACCGUCGUUUCUGGCAAAGUACUCGGACAAGAUCCUGCGCACCGGCAAGUAUCUCAAUGUGAUCAGACAGUGUGGCAAGCGCGUAAUGCCCACGCAGGAGAUGAACCUAGAGUUCGACCCGACCAGCGAACGGCACGUGUCCGUCAUCAACGACGCUUACUACUUUGCCGCCCGCAUGCUGCUGGAUGUGCUGCUAACGGAAAACGACCUGAUGGGUCACCUACAGUCGGUGAAGCGUUACUUGCUGCUCAACCAAGGCGACUUCACCAUGCAGUUCAUGGACGCCUGCGAGGAGGAGCUGACCAAGAACGUGGACCACGUGUUGCCCAUGACGCUAGAGAACCUGCUGGGGCUAACGCUCCGCAUUUCCUCGGCACGUAAUGAUCCCUACAAAGACGAUCUGCACUGCGAGCUGCUGCCCUACGACCUGGUCACGCAAAUGUCAAAGAUCAUGAAGAAGGAGGAGAACUGGAAGGCACAGCCCCGCCUCGACCUUAGCGGCCUCGAGUGCUUCGCUUUCACCUACGAGGUGAAGUGGCCUUGCUCUUUGGUGCUGAACCACAUUUCCAUCUCCAAGUACCAAAUGCUCUUUCGACAGCUCUUCUACUGCAAGCACGUGGAGCGCCAACUCUGCAAGAUUUGGAAGGAGAACUCGAUUGCCAAGCAGUUCGAGCCGCAGGCGGCUAGUCUCUACCGAGCGGCGUUCACUCUGCGCCAGCGUAUGAUGAAUGCCAUCCAGAACCUGGAGUACUACAUGAUGAUCGAGAUCAUCGAGCCCAACUGGCACAUCUUCAUCGAAAAGAUGAAGACGGUGGAGAACGUGGAUAACGUUCUGCGUCUCCACCAGGACUUCCUCGACUCGUGCCUUAAGAACUGCAUGCUGACCGAGUCGUCCCAUCUGAAUCGUUCGAUCUUCAAGCUCUGCAAGAUCUGCCUGAAGUACUGCGAGUUCAUCCAGAUCACGCAGCGUUACUUUCAGGACGCUGAGCUCAGGUCGAUGGUACGUGAUAGCGCGGACAGCUCCGAAUCCGAACAGGAGAGCCUGCACUGCCCACAGGUUGAGACCCCGUUGGAUCCGGCAGAUACGUUUUCGGAACGGGUUAAGCGCUUUGAUCUGGAAUUCACCAGCCUGCUGAUAGCGUUCCUCAAGCAGAUCAUCAGCAUGGCGAAGAAGAACACCGCCGAUUGCUUCAUGAAUCUGGUGCACCGCAUCAACUUCAAUGCCUUCUACACCGAUCAAAUGGACAAGAUGUGUGCAGAGGCUGCCAUGGGCUGAGCCAGCACGUCCAGAGGAAAGGAUGUGAAUGUGAAUGUGGAUGUGGACGUGGAAACGGAAACGGAAACGGAAAAGACAAGAACAAAGUAUUAGAUAAAUGAAUUUCAUAAUCACAAGCGCACAUUUACCAUCAUUCCCCACGCAAGUCUCUUCUCAUUUGCCAUCCAACUAAGCGCACAAAUUGUUACCCGUUUAGCUAUACGAAUUCGAAUAUGUAUGUACCAAUAAACCAAUUAAAAUGUC
Messenger RNA from Drosophila sechellia, 3308 nucleotides. It is a transcript of the gene Grip84, whose product is annotated as Gamma-tubulin ring protein 84. Gene Ontology annotation, biological process: spindle assembly; cytoplasmic microtubule organization; meiotic cell cycle. The coding region runs from base 138 to 3065 and encodes 975 amino acids. Gene Ontology annotation, cellular component: microtubule organizing center; spindle pole; gamma-tubulin complex. NCBI's taxonomy places the organism in Eukaryota, Metazoa, Arthropoda, Insecta, Diptera, Drosophilidae. Gene Ontology annotation, molecular function: gamma-tubulin binding; microtubule minus-end binding. The transcript is spliced from 7 exons. The record is from RefSeq and is a predicted model, not a curated record.